AUGGCUUUGCUAUCGAAGCGCACCGGCUUGGACCCGGAGGACGAUUUCACAUCUGCUGCAGACUGCUUGCUUGUUCUGCCGAACUCGUUUCAAGAGGCUUCUUCCAACUUCUGUUGCAAGACACUGUUGGAGGAGGCAGGCUGCCAGGAGGUUGAGUACAAGCGCGCUGCGCAUGGCGAGCUCAGCCUCGCCACGGAUUCUCUGUCCAGGGUGCUCUGCGACUUCGUCCCAAACUCCUGCCACGAAGAUCCCGUGCUGCUGAUGGACGAAAACGUUGUGCCUACAACAUCCUUGGCCAACUCUCUGUUGGAAGCUGCGCCGCCCUUUCUCCGUGAAGACCUGUUUUGCGAAUUCCCUCGGAUGUUACGGCCGGCACAGCUGUGUCUCGUCGUUGGCGGACAGGGAGCGAGAUCAGAUUUGCAUAUCGAUCCACUGUCAUGGACCGGGUGGAACUGCUUGCUGCAAGGGAGAAAGCUCUGGCGAUUCUUCCCGGACAUACCGCAGAACGCCGAAGCUUUUCGGCCUGCCAGUCGGCCAUUUGGCAUACGCAAGGGAGGUGCGGAGGUCUGCACCAUCGGCAGCGGAUGGCGCAGCGACGUGGACCUCUUUGCCAAUCGGACCAACACUGCCGCCGAGCCUCCCUGUGACUCCUUUGGAUGGUUAUCUCCGGAUCUUGCCAAAUUUCCGCACGUGAAAGGCUGCUCAGCUCCGCUUGAGCAUGUGCAGGAGCCUGGCGAGACUCUGAUUUUUCCAGGCCACUGGUGGCACCAAACGUACCACCUGACGCCCACAUUUGGCUUCGCCGGGCAGGUGCUGAACUCUGGGAAUUUGGGACGUGUUCUUGGACACAUCAUCAGAUGGUGUGAGCUGGAGGUUCCAGACGAGGCUUGGGACCAGGAGCCCAAGGCCUUCAUCGCGCAAGUUCUUGGUGAGGCCAUCGACUCGAUGUGA
Messenger RNA from Symbiodinium necroappetens, 951 nucleotides. NCBI's taxonomy places the organism in Eukaryota, Dinophyceae, Suessiales, Symbiodiniaceae. The record is from the annotation of a GenBank genome assembly.